UGUGUGUGAGAGAGAGAGAGAGAGAGAGAGAGAGAGAUCUGGUGGAUUGUUCUCAAAUGUUUGGAAAGUUAAAGCUCCUACUAGACGCCGUGUUAAGGUCUGAGAUGCGAGUCAUUACAAGUACAUCUACACACUUCGAAAUUCAGCCCCAUUAUUUCAAAAGAAGCUCCUGUUCAAUUGCAUCUACUUUCUAACUGUGAAGAAAACACGAUGUACACAAGAGACGGCAUUUUCAAAGUCUGCUGCAGCGGAAUCUACAGUUGCUACUGGAAAGGACUUAAAGAAAGAAACCCAGGAUGUAAAGGCUUCUGGUUCACCUUCCAUUUUCUGAUGUCCAUUCUGACCCUGGGGUGGAUUUACAUUUGCUUUGUUGCUUACAAUGACCACAAUGAUGUCAACUGGAAAGCCUUUAAUAUACUUGGUGUUUGGAUACACUGGUACAUGGCUGUUAUUAUUCUGUCUGCAGUACUGGCCAUAUACUGUCUCCUGCUAGUGGUUUUUGCAUUGGUGCUGUUUUCUAUGAAAGAACCUUUGGACUUGCACUGUAUACAUAAGUUUUUGCUGUUUGUGGGCCUAAUAAUAGUUGGGUUUGGCGUAGCUGGAAUAAGCAUAGAAUGGCGUGAGGAAUGGAAUACCAUCCAUAUGUCUUUGCAGGCCACAGCUCCUUUUCUGCAGCUGGCUGCUGUUGCGGCCUUGACUGUAAUCAGCUGGUUUGUGUUCGAGAAAUUCUUUAGAGCUCAAACGACUGUAUGUAAGGUCUUCAUCAUUGGGACAUUAGUGGCAGUUGCGGCCCUGAUUUUCCUCAGUCCAUUGAAGAUUUAUUCUCCAUGUAUUACUGAUAAUCUUCCCCCUAAACCUGCCCUUGUGGCCCAUCGUGGUGCACCUCUGCUGGCUCCAGAAAACACUUUAAUGUCUUUCGAGAGAAGCAUCGAGUGCAAAGUCGCAGCAUUCGAGACAGAUGUACAGCUUAGCAAGGACAACGUUUCCUUUCUUAUGCAUGACCAUGGAAAAGAAUUUCUAAAGAGGACAACUAACGUGGCUGCCGUUUUUCCUAAUCGAAAAUAUGACACGAGUCAUGACUUUACUUGGGAAGAGCUACAGGGGCUAAAUGCGGGCGAAUGGUUUGUCAAGACAAACCCGUUUUGGUCCGUAUCCUCGCUUUCGAAAGAACAGAAGGAACUUGCUCGAGAACAGCGAAUAGCAUCUCUUGCAGAACUUUUAGAGCUUGGAAAGAAGCACAACAUCUCUGUCAUAUUUGACAUAAAGAACGAGGAGGAUGACUGCGAGCACAUUGUGACGACUGUCCUGAAAUCCAACAUUCCACAUAAUUUGAUUUGGUGGCUCCCUUCAAGAUGUAGAGACACUGGAUUCCGUCAGGUGUACGACAAGCCGUUAAAUGAAAGUGUCAGCGGAGAUUUUCUGAACUUAAAAUAUAGUGCAUCCAGUACUAAGGAGAUUAGUAAGUCACGGGAGAAGGAUAUAUCUGUCAACCUGUGGGUGGUGAAUGAGCGCUGGCUUUUCUCAUUGCUCUGGUGCUCGGGGGCAAGCUCUGUGACCACCAAUACCUGCCACCUCCUCAAGGACAUGUCUCGGCCUGACUGGCAUCUGGCCCCUUACGUAUACAGGAUUAUCUGGAUCACUGCUGACGUGGUGUCAUUCUUCGUGACGGUCAUACUGUUCUUUUUACAAAAGAGAAGAAACACAAGACGAAGCAUUUCAUCCUGGAGUCAAUUAGGUCUUUAUUACAGACCACAUUUAAUCACCUGAAUAGUUUUGUUAUACUUCCCUAAUACAAAGAGUCCGAACAGCAUAUAGUAAAUUACCUAAAGCAUCACUUCAUGGAAAGUACUUCAUGGCCAACCUGUUAAAAGGUAGUAUUAUGUUAAACAAAGGUUUAGGGACUUGAGUAAAAUACUUUAUGGUGGUGCCCCUGUAGUAUCACAUGAAUCUAUAAAAAUAUAGUAUAAAAGCACAGUUCAAGACAAAGUCCCAAUGAAAAACCUCAUCAUACUGGGUUUAGCUAGUUUUUGGAGUCCCUAGUAGAAUCCGUGGUAGAUCAUUAUCCUGGAAAAACAAGGCUUUAUAGUGGAAAAGUCCUAGAGGCUCUGUACAGAUUUCCAUAUUUGUACUAUUAGACAGUUGUUUGCACAGAUUACUCUCCUGUGACAUUCCUGACCUGUGAAAAUAUACUGUCUAUUAUGAGCUCUGUACACAGCUUUCCAAACUUCCCCAAAGUAAUGCUAUUGGACCCAUCAGUUAGAAGUGCAGUUAAACUAGUUCUAUUCAUAUGGGCACUCAUGGAGGUCACUCUAUGUAGUCAUAAUCAAUAGAAAGAAAUUGGAAGGCCAUGCAACAAGGUUAAAUAACAUUACAGAAUUUUCUACACCACCAAACUAAUAGUUGAAGUUACUGUAUAUAUGUUUUGAAUCAGCAGGUUGUGUCAUAUUUUUAGAAAACCUUUAAUACGUUCAUUAAAGUAGAACCAUUGUCCUGGAAAAGCAAAGCAUUAUAGUGGAAAAGUCCUGAAGGCUCUUUACAGAAUUCCAUCCUUGUGCUAUUAGACAGUCGUUUGCACAAAUGAACCUAAAGAUGCUUAGAAAUAACUUUCCUAUGAUCUGUGACAUUCCUGACCUGUAAAAAUAUACUGUCUGUUAUAAGCUCUGUACACAGCUUUCUAAACCUCCCCAAAGUAAUGCUAUUGGACCCGUCCUUUAAACUAGUUCUAUUCAUAGGGACACUUAGGUACAGACUGCAUUUUUCACCUGCACGAGUCGAGUUCAUACAAGUUGCAGAAAUCAGACUGCUAUGACGAGUAUGUAUAAACUACUGAACUUUAACUUUAUUAAUGUGUUAUCAACCACUAUCAUUUGCUUACAUCAUAAAAUCUACUUAUCGGAAUGAAAUGUUAGAUUGAUUUAUGGCCGUUACCAGCACAACUCUUUGGUUUGUUAAGGGUUCAUUAUUUUGAUGUUUAUUACUUUAUGAACAUAAUAUAUUGCACUAAUAGAUGAUUCUGGGAUCAAGCAUGUGGGACAUUGUUGUUUACAAAAUAUGUUGUAAUGGUUUGUUAAUUUCAUAUCGCAUUUUAUUUUUGUAGCUUUUUAAUGUUUAUGGAUAGUUUAUACAAUUUAUUUGUGAAGGGCAUUUAUGGGAAUUGUAAUGAUAAACAGAUUUGUAAAGAUUAUUGUAUCAGGUCUUACUGAAACAGCAUAAGUGUACUUCAUUGAGAAUAGCUCCUUUACAACUUGGUAUUUACAUUAGUAGAGUUUUUAAAAGGCUUUUUUGUAUGGAUGGGGGACUGUCAUAUAUUAUGUCUAACUGAGCCAAGGGAAUUGCAAAAAAGUAAAAUAAUAAAUGGAAGUCAGAUUAAUAGUGUUAAAAUUGAUUUGUUUUGAUUUAUUUACACAGAGUUACAGAGUUUUCAGAUUUCAGAGUAAAAUUUAAAUAAAAGUAAACGUCGUG
This is a messenger RNA of Trichomycterus rosablanca, 3462 nucleotides long. It is a transcript of the gene gdpd2, whose product is annotated as glycerophosphodiester phosphodiesterase domain containing 2. The record is from RefSeq and is a predicted model, not a curated record. NCBI's taxonomy places the organism in Eukaryota, Metazoa, Chordata, Actinopteri, Siluriformes, Trichomycteridae. The coding region runs from base 211 to 1767 and encodes 518 amino acids. Gene Ontology annotation, cellular component: plasma membrane. Gene Ontology annotation, molecular function: glycerophosphodiester phosphodiesterase activity. The transcript is spliced from 15 exons. Gene Ontology annotation, biological process: lipid metabolic process.